AGGCGUUUCUUUUCAAGGAAAUAUACAACCAGGAUUUAGUAACCCCGAUAUCGUGUGGGCUGACGAGCGACCAGUCGUCGUUUGCCGGACUGCAACGCUGAAGUUAAAGGUAUGCCCACAUUAUAGCUAUUUGGGAAACAAACAUUUGCCCUUACCAAAUUUAUAAAUCACUACCCAGAGAUGUGAGAUACAAAGUAAAAUUUGCUCUAUCUAAAUGCUUUAAGAUGUCAAUGAAGAAUGGUCAGCUUCGGGAGAUUACUAAAUCAACUGUUUGGGUAACAGUAUUUAUUCAUCUCCUUUUAUGUGUGUUCGGACAGCUGGUCGCACCACAAGAUGUGCAGUUAACCUCUGAAAACUUUAGAUAUAUUGUAACAUGGAAACCAGGAGUUGGGACGUCUCCAGACACACGAUACACAGUUGAGAUUAGCAACCUGAACAAUGCUCAAGGGAAAUUCACUCCAGUGAAAAGAUGCACCAAUAUUACAGCACACUCAUGUGACCUAUCACGGAGGUUUAAGUCUUUUUCCAACCUUUACUGGGCUCAGGUUAAAAGUGUCACCAACCAAUCUGAAUCCUCAUGGGUGGAAUCGAAGGAGCUUCUGCCAAUCCGGGACACCAUUGUGGGUCCCCCAAUUGUUAUGGUGGAAAGCAAUCUCCAGAUAAUUGAAGUCACUCUUGACAUGCCUCUGACACCACACAAGGAAGAAGAUAGUCAUAAACUAAAGACACUGAGGGAUAUUGAUCCAUAUUUGAUUUACAUUAUCCUUUUUGUUGAUGAAAAUGGCAAAGCGUAUACAAAUAGAAAAGUAAAACCUGAUAAAUCGGGGAAAGGAUAUUAUCGGUUUGAAAAUCUAAAAUCCAACUUUACAUACUGUGUUGUAGCCAGGUUUGAGUCAUUACAUAACUAUCACAUGAAGGAUUCCAGAAAGAUUUGCAAAACCACCUCAACUCAAAAUACAGAUAUACUGUGGAUUGCUCCCUUAGUAGCGGGGGCUGGUUUCAUUGUAGUUUUGAUCAUCACUGGUAUUGGGAUAUGGAUGAUGAAAGAAUUUACUUACCUACAUUUGGUCCAGUCAGAUCUUCCUAAAUCCUUGGUCAUUAUUUCUCAGGAAUUACAUGUGAAUCUGCAAUGCAAAGAGCUUGAUGAAAAUCCAGAGGCUGACCAUAUCUCGUUCAUUACACACAGUGAUUAUGCCAAUGACUAUUACCAGAAAAGCCAGAGAUUACAUUUUACCAUGUCAUUAACUGGCAGUAUGGAUGGAAAUGUUUUCGACCAAAGUAGUGAAUUGAAUUGUACAAGUUAUGAGUGUAACAGAUUACUGCAAGUAAAAGAUGGUUGCACAGACAAGGAGAAUGAAUGCAUUCCUAUCUCCUUCCAAACAUCUACUGAAAAUGGUGGAUCUUCAAGCAUCACCCCAAACAUCAGCCUCAGAGUUCCAGGAUCCUCUCAUUUACUGUACCAACAGUUUUUAAGUGAUGAAGAUACAGACGACACAAGCAGGAACAACACUGCUAAAGACAUUCAGGCAUCAGAGACUGUACAUCAUCAAUUUGAUACCUCUCAGGAAAUUAAUCUAGAGACCACAGAAAUAAGGAUUUGGAAUUGUGCCGAUAUCCAUUUAAGUUCGGUAAAACUUUUCAUCAACGACGGCGCAGAGUGGGAUAAUUUGGAAACUGACUCAAGUGCAGGUGGAACAUCUGAUCAGCUUACUACUGAUGACUUGUGUUCUCCAGUUACCUCUCUGUUAACAACAGCCAUUAAUCCUUCCCCAAAUGGCAUCCAGGGAUAUCACACACAAUCUAUAAAACUCCCUCAAUCUGGAUCAUGAUAGGUUUCUGAACCUGGUCUAAAAGCCCUGCUCUCAUAUUUUCGAACUUAAAUGGAUGCAUUUCUCUAAAUAUGAGGCACACUGGAAAUCUGUAUGAAAGAUAUGGUUGUAAAUGAUUCUAAAAUGUCCAAACAAGCCACUCAGUUCAUGAACACUCAGUAUGAAAUACAUUAAAUCCAGCCGACCAAGCAACCUCGAUCCAUUACAGUACACCUACCGCCCCUGCAGGUUCACAGCUGAUGCCAUCUUCCUGGCCCUAUAAUCAUCCCUGGAACACCUGGAUAAGAGAGACAACUAUGUCAGAAUUCUUUUCAUAAAUUACAGCUCUGCUUUUAUUCGCAUUAUCCAAGCUCAUCUCCAAACUCAUGGAACUUGGAGUUAGCACUUACCUCUGCAAUGGGAUCCUCGACUUGGUCACCAACAGCCUACAAUCAGUGAGGAUAGAUGAUAAAACAAUAAUGCUCAAUACUGGCUAUACAGUGUGCAAAAGAACCUUUGGCCCAACCUGCCCACACUGACUAACCUGUCUCAUCUAGACUAGUCCCACCUGGCUGCAUUUGGCCCAUAUCCCUCUAAAACUGUCCUAUCCA
Amblyraja radiata (thorny skate) is the source of this 2419-nucleotide messenger RNA. Its product is annotated as interferon lambda receptor 1-like. The record is from RefSeq and is a predicted model, not a curated record. Gene Ontology annotation, cellular component: plasma membrane. NCBI's taxonomy places the organism in Eukaryota, Metazoa, Chordata, Chondrichthyes, Rajiformes, Rajidae. Gene Ontology annotation, molecular function: cytokine receptor activity; protein binding. The coding region runs from base 225 to 1829 and encodes 534 amino acids. Gene Ontology annotation, biological process: cytokine-mediated signaling pathway. The transcript has 9 exons.